AUGAUAGGACUGGCCACUCUAGAAGGGCGUAGACCUGGGUUCGCCCUCCUGUGCACCUCUGCGUGGAGGCGUGUAGGCUUCAGGGGUCCUGAAUUUGGAUUGCCAAACCUGGUGGUGCCCUGCUUCCCAGCGCAAGAGCUGAGUCUGAGGCACAUCUGUGGGCCGGAGUGUGGGCCCCCCCAGACCAAGCCCACGUGUGAGCCAAUUCUUCAGGUACACCAAAGUAGGAAACCCCGGGAUCCAGAAAGCCUUCUGUUUUUGCGAUGCUGCCUGGGAUCGGAGCCGCACAACCUGUCCUCAUUGCUCGCUCCGGAGGCCGGGCAGGAACCUCUGCCAAAGCUUCUACCUCAGCCGCUGGCAGGCCAUGCGGCCUGGGGCAUUCACGGAGCUCCAACGAGUCUGUUACUGGCUGGGGAGUGCUGGGGCCAGGGCAUGGCCGUGCCCGCUGAUCCUCCUCCUGCCUCUCCAUAUCGGACUUCUCCUCGACCACCACCUGGACCACUGCCACGAUAUCGUCCACAGCAGCACCUUCUCCUCCCCCUAGGGCGCCUCCACGCUCUGUGCCCUGGCUGCCCUCUCCAGCAGAGCCUCCAAUUUGAACGGGGUACACUGUGCGCUCCACGUCUAUGGUAUCUCAUUGUAUUUGCAAGGUCAUGGAUGAAGCUGGAAACCAUCAUACUAAGCAAACUAUCACAAGGACAGAAAACCAAACACCGCAUGUUCUCACUGAUAAGUGAGAGUUGA
Molecule: messenger RNA, 744 nt
Organism: Pan troglodytes (chimpanzee)
Lineage: Eukaryota; Metazoa; Chordata; Mammalia; Primates; Hominidae
Product: proline-rich protein, Y-linked-like
Source: RefSeq, a predicted model, not a curated record